CUCUCCGAACCCCGCUUCGUCUCCACUCCGACCGUCGGAGGGCGACCCGGCGAUCGGACAGAAGGCCGGGGUAUUCAUGAGGUGUUGCGAAUGGAUUGAUAUUUCAUAUAAACCGUCUCAUCGCAGAACUGUCAGCUCCUCAUCAAACAAUAAGACGCAGUGAAAAUGUCUCCUCAGCCACGCCUCAUCCUCGGGACCAUGACCAUUGGUCCCGACGCCGACAAGGGCGCCCGUAUCACCGACCUCGAGGAGUACAAGAAAUGCCUGGACUACCUGUCGGCCAAGGGAUACAAGGAGCUCGACACGGCGGCCGUGUACGUCGGCGGGAAGCAGGAGGGAUGGACCAAGGACGCCGGCUUCAAGGAGCGAGGCUUCAGCAUCGCCUCCAAGAUCAUGCCUGUGACACCCGGUGACCACGCCCCCGACAAGCUCGUCCCCGCGUGGGACGUGAGUCUGGCGAAACUGGGCGUCGACGGCAGCGACAUUUUCUAUCUGCACGCGCCUGAUCGGGCCACCAGCUUUGAGAAGACGCUCGAAGCUGUGGACCAGAUGUACAAGGCUGGCAAGUUCAAGAGACUGGGUUUGAGCAACUAUGCCUCGUGGGAGGUGGCUGAGAUUGUCGGCAUUUGCGAGAGGAGGGGUUUUGUGAAGCCCACCGUGUAUCAGGGCAUGUACAACGCCAUUACCCGCGCUCUCGAGUCGGAGCUUGAGCCAUGUCUACGCAAAUUUGGCAUCUCGCUCGUUAUCUACAACCCAUUGGCUGCUGGACUCUUCUCGGGCAAGUACACCAGCCUCGACAAGCCGGCAGAGGGUCGCUUCAGUGACAAAGCUUCGGCCAUGGGCAAGAUGUACAUGGAGAGGUACUUUAAGCAAUCGACCAUGGACGCCCUGUCCAUUGUGGAGCCCGUGGCCAAGAAGCAUGACAUUCCCCUCAUAGAGGUUGGGCUUCGGUGGUGCAUCCACCACAGCAAGCUGCAGACACCCGCGAAAGGUGGUAACGAUGGCUUGAUCUUGGGUAUCAGCUCAUACUCGCAGCUGGAGCAGAAUGUUAAUGCGUGCGAAAAGGGGCCGUUGCCGGAUGAGGUGGUCGAAUCGCUGGACAAGGCCUGGGAGAGGACUCGUGGUGACGCCCCUACAUACUGGCGAUGAAGAGAGAAAUGUGAAGGAUAGUCUUGCUGGUAGUCAGUUAUGAGUCUAAUGGGACUCCAAAACAAACCCUCAUGGUGAAAGCAGCUUUCUUGGUUGGAAUUUUGCCGUGUCACUCAUUGUACCACAGGAGCUCGCGAUGAAGAUACCUGACGUUGGAACUGGGUGGCCGCUCAAGAGAGUUAGAGAAAAUAGGGCAGUCCUUUACGCGGAAGCCUGGCUAUUCUCCCAUCC
Molecule: messenger RNA, 1380 nt
Organism: Emericellopsis atlantica
Lineage: Eukaryota; Fungi; Ascomycota; Sordariomycetes; Hypocreales; Bionectriaceae
Product: aflatoxin B1 aldehyde reductase member 2
Exons: 2
Coding region: 166-1149 (327 amino acids)
Molecular function (GO): oxidoreductase activity
Source: RefSeq, a predicted model, not a curated record